This is a messenger RNA of Parathielavia appendiculata, 788 nucleotides long. RefSeq lists its product as uncharacterized. Bases 166 to 618 code for a protein of 150 amino acids. The transcript has a single exon. The record is from RefSeq and is a predicted model, not a curated record. NCBI's taxonomy places the organism in Eukaryota, Fungi, Ascomycota, Sordariomycetes, Sordariales, Chaetomiaceae.
GCUGCGAAGGCCUGACUGUGAUGACGUCCAGGCAGGAAGGGUGUGGUGUUGUUGGUUGCAGAGCACCUAAGGAAAGUAGACAGAGAACUUGCCAACCAAAAACGCUAGACUCUAAGAAUUACGGCAUGAAUGGUCUGAGGUAGUCGCGAGCAGACUUUGUGGCUUAUGAGGGGUUUUCAUGAAAAUGCAGAGAGCAACACAUGCUCUCAACCACAGCAUGCUUUGGGGGGACGUCGCCAAUACUUUCUCCGAUCUGGCCCACCUUCGCAUCAAAUGUGUCAAGCUCCUCGGGUGCUGCACUCCACCGCGGAUUUAGCCAAUUCGCUGUGCACGCUGAAUAAGAGCCUCAAGUCAGCUAGCGCGGGGGGUUCCGAACGGGAUCUGUCGGGGUAUGGACGGGAUAAAUUGUACCGGGCGGCCUCGCAGCAUCGAGUUUUGAGCAAUGAGUGGAUAUCAAGAGGGCCGGGGAGGAGCGAACCGACUUCGGACGGACCAGCGCGGUUAUGCGAUCCAAUGCAAUCGCGAUGCGGCUGCCAAGUCUCCGUUCUGUCGCCCUCUGCGCGGCUCAUAGAGGAGGACCUGAUUUGUCGUUUGAGUGAAUGUGUUAUACUUUCUUGAGUUGCCCAAAAAGAAUAAAAGGACAGCCGAAGAAAGAGGUUCCAAACAGACAAAAACCCAUUGACCAUCCAUGCCUGCCCCCAAAACGUGACAAGGAAAUUUGAAAUGUAGAAACGCUUCCCCCUUGAAAGCUCUCUUCGAUUGCCAUGACCACGCUGGCGCCGUCCCCG